AUGUCAAGUCAAGCCAGUUGGAAGUCUGUGACGGGCAUUGCCACGUUGCUUUUUGAUGGGAAUCUGGUAGCAAUUGCCAUUGCGAUUUUAUUUACAUUCGGUGUUCCGAUCUUUCUUCAUGUUGUCUUCUUCCGUGCUGUAGCAUCGCCGCCGUCAAGCAACUUCUUGAUGCUUGGCCCGAGUGGCUCAGGCAAGACCGCAUUCACAACUUUGCUUGAGGCAAAAUCCUUCCCGGCAUCCAAAAAGACGCAUCUCACACACACCUCGCAGACCUCAACAUUUGUGUCCGUGAGCUUGCCGCCAUCCGUCCCUACUGCGUCUAACCGCUACCGAUCUGUCAAUGAUCCUUCACUGAAAGAGGCUUCGCGGAACCCAGUUCGCUACCGCGUGAAAGACACCCCAGGUCAUGGUAAACUCCGCGCUUCUCAGGGAAUUGCGACCCUCCAAACAAUGACUAUCUCCAAUGAUACGAGCACCAAGAUUCGUGGUUUAAUAUUCAUGGUGGACACUGCGGCAUUGGUGGAUGAGACUAUCUUGCGAGACACUGCGACAUAUUUGCAUGAUGUGCUGCUGGUCCUGCAGAAGCGUGAGCUGAAGAAGUCUUCUGCCAAGCGAUCUAUUGGGGUUCCAGUCUUGCUAGCUGCGAACAAACAGGACUUGUUUACAGCUUUGCCUCCAGGGUCUGUACGGGACAAGCUAGAGACUGAGAUUGAUCGGAUUCGCAAAUCCAAGACCAGGGGCCUGUUGGACGCCAGUGCUGAUGCCGGGCUGGACACCGAAGAGGAAAUGCUGGGUAAUGAUGACGGACAGGGUGUCUUCAGCUUCAAGUUGCUUGAAGAGGAAGUGGGCGUUAAGGUAGAAGUAGUGGGUGGCGCUAUCAAAGGUGACUCGGAGGAAGAAUUCGGCUCUGGAGUACGUCGCUGGGAGGAGUGGAUUGGCCAGUGUCUGUAA
Messenger RNA from Penicillium angulare, 951 nucleotides. RefSeq names its product signal recognition particle receptor subunit beta. The record is from RefSeq and is a predicted model, not a curated record. NCBI's taxonomy places the organism in Eukaryota, Fungi, Ascomycota, Eurotiomycetes, Eurotiales, Aspergillaceae. Bases 1 to 951 code for a protein of 316 amino acids. The transcript is spliced from 2 exons.